AAACGCCAAAUUUCUCAGUUCCUUCUAUCAUUUCUUGCACCUCACAGGGUAUCAAGACAUGAUCAGACCCUUCGCAAUGGUAUCGGAAACCGGUAGAGUGAUAACUAUUCAGUAUCGAAUACUAAUAGCUCGUUCCCACCAGUCGUCCUGGUUGUCAUACAUGAUCCCCGCUUGUCUUUCCUCACACCAAGGUGUUGUGUAUAAUGAAUCGGAAAUUCUUUUGAAAAUGAUAAGGUUCGCACCCCAUCUACUAUUUGGUCUCGUAGGGCUUAAGCAUAGAUGGCUUGCGGAUCGGUUGACCAGUGAUGCGGAUCCUGCAAUUAAUGGGCCAGAAGGGGCGCCCUUGCAACAAAUCAAAGUACCAGUAGCACCUGCCGUUACUGCAGAAAGGCCAAGGCGUGAGGUCAGCGUGACCGCUAUCAGACCACGUCAAACAUCGGCAAAAACCGAGAAUCCGUCUUCGCUGGAUACGAGAAUAUGUGGUUGGUGUUUUUCUAGCUUCGUCGUGCUGGCGCGGUCGAUGAUAGAUGGCUGCAUCGUUCCCGAACUGUGCUCUUUGGCUUGCCUAAAUCUGGUAGCCGGGUGGGCUUUCCGUGCAUGCCCACCAUUUAUUGUGUUGGGUGUUUACAAUUGUAUUCCAGGGGAUCGGGGUGGGCGAGGUAACGCGAGCUCAUCGUCGCCUUACGAGUCCUGCAGGUGGGUUUCUAAGCCAUUGAAUUUCCGCAAAGAUAUAAAAGGAUUGUCCAUUCUUGGACGCGGGAAUACAUCCCUUAAACAUCUUUGGAUUAUCCAUUCGACCAGUCCAUAAUAGCGCUUAGGUUUUUUGAAGAGAAGUAAAUCCCCAACCAUGAGUCAAGCUCCGCUUGCCCAAAGCGCCGAUAGAGCAGUCCUUUUCGCUCGAUUGGGGCUGUCAAGCCAAAACGAGUCCGUCCACAAGAUGAUGCUGGUAAGGGUCCGACUAUGAGACUAAUGAAUCGAUGCUAACUUAUUCCGCUGC
Messenger RNA from Lindgomyces ingoldianus, 997 nucleotides. RefSeq lists its product as uncharacterized. NCBI's taxonomy places the organism in Eukaryota, Fungi, Ascomycota, Dothideomycetes, Pleosporales, Lindgomycetaceae. The record is from RefSeq and is a predicted model, not a curated record. Bases 59 to 808 code for a protein of 249 amino acids. The transcript has a single exon.